CAAUUGAUUUGUGCUUCAUAUUUAUACUUUUGUUUUGAAAGUUUUAAAUUAAUAUUUAAACUAGAGUGUGCCAAUGAAUGCAAGUUUAAAAAAAACACGAAAAUUUUAAGAGAAAAUCGAAAAAGAAAAAUUCAUAGAAAAAAUUUAAAACCAAUUUGUGAUUUAUAAGUUUACUAUCAAUUGAAAUAGUGACUAGUUUCGAGCAAUAUUUAUAUCAAAAACUCAUUUGAGUAUCAAAAAGUUGUGACCAUUUGACAGAAAUCGCCAAAAUUUUGGACAAAAAAGAGCGGUGAAAAUCUUUGACCGCAAAGAGAGAAAAGAACUGAAAAAAUUGAAAAGUACAUAUCUCAUGGAAUAGCAAUCAACGUUCCGUUUGAAAGAGCCAACAGCAUCGUUUUACUAGGACUUAAUAAGCGACAUACAUUGAAAAAUUAAUAGAGACGAAAAUUGCAAUUGUGGCAAAUAAAGUAUGUGGAAUCCAAUCAACAAUCUCACCGGGGGCUCUAUGGCCAAAAAUAUUGAAUGCAUACACAUGGUAUAAAUACCGUAUAUCCUACAUACAGGAAAAAUAAAUCGCCAUACGAAAACAUUAGUGUAAACAUUUCAUAGAAGAGUUAAAGUAAACAAUUAGUUCAAGUUAUAGAUAAAUUCAAAUGUUUAAAUUGUGUACGGUCAAUUAAAAAAGAUUACAAUAUAUGGUCGCAUUUGUUUUGGUUUCGGAUGCAAUAUUAAUUAUCUCUGUCGCGCUCUCACUCUCGCCGCGCUAUGUGUGAAUGUGUAAUUUACGUGAAAUAAAGAUAGUUAAAUGCAAUAAAUAAUAUUCAUAGUGAAAAUAUAUCGCUUCCGUUGUCUGGUGCGGGCGCGUCCAUUUGUAAUUUCGGCUCUUGAUACGAGAAUAGUGAAAACUCUAAUUUAGAAAAUCAGCGCAAUAAAAUGCAUUUAAUAUGGUUUAUGGCAAGGACUGCGUUUCGAUGUUGAUGAUGGUCCAUAUAAUAUCCUCUGUUUUAUUGUGUGCACCGUUUGUCCCAGCAUUUCCAAGUGUUGUAAAGUAACCGAAUAAAUUGCUUUUAAAGUCGUUUCGUUUUUUGGCAAAACGUGUAGAUGUGAGUGUGUAUAAAAGGCUAAUUAAGUGUCGUCGCCGUUUAUGUUCCUCUCUCAUUUUCAUUUUUAUUUUUAUUCCACGUAAUUUCGUGUUCGAAUCCGUAAUAUUGGAUACAGUCUCGAUAUAAACACACACAUACAUAAAGAAUCAAACGGAAUAUCGUGUGCUAUCCAGUGAUUAGGCAUGUUCGCAAACAGUAAUCAUAAUAAAAUCGAGGAAAACGAUCAUAAAAUGUAAAAAGAAAUUAAAAUAUUGUGUUUUCAUGCAUUUGAAUUGGUGCUUGUGUGUUGUUUUUGGGUGUGUGUGUGUAAAUUAUUCAGUCUUCAGUAUGCACGCAUAUAAAUAAAUACGUAGGUAAUGGGAAUUCUUUUGCACAACCACUACAUCGACUGAACUUUUUUUUACUUAAUGUUGAUUACGGUUAUUUGGUUGCCGUAUUGGAAAGCACUCUUGGUGUAUUGGGAAAAUAAAGUGGCGAAUAUAUGGCCAUAUAUUGAAAAGGACGCAGGCAAAAAUUCAAGCUCAUAAAAUAUAACCAUUUGCACGCGACGCCAUUCGCGCUAUAUAUACCGGCAUUCAAAAGUCUACACCACAACCAUACAAAACACACAGCGAUACGGCAAUGAGAGAAUGAAACGUCAGAGAAAAACACAGCGACGUCAGCAAGUUCGGGUUUCAUAUUGGAAUUAAUACGGAUUUUCUAUUAUGCUGAAUAAAAUAGUAAAUAGAAUGAUGUUUACGCUGCAGAAGUUGAUUCCAGCUAACAUAAGACAUCGCACUCAAGCAUUAUCAUCAUUUACAACAAAUCUGGAGGUUAUCGAUCGGCCGACAAAUGUAAUGGCGCAUUAAACGAGUGCGAAAUACCUUUACGAAGAAGAGUGAUUUCACAUUGAAUUAUCGAUUUGGAAACAACACAACAAAAAAGAGUGUACAAACACAAAAACGAGAGAAAGAUCGACUAAUUGAUUGCAAGUAUUUGUCCACGACAGCAACAAAAAAAUUGAGUGCAGAGAGUGCACUUGAAGUGGAAAAUAAAUUUGUUGAUUGUGUAUCGAUUCUCCUUUUUGCCUCCAUAUUCAACGAACACGCAUUUGUACACACAUCUGUGAAAUCAACCAUUUGGAUAAAAAAAAAAACAGCAAUCAAAAGAGGAAAAAAAGUGUUUUCGUAGUCGCAAUUAAUUUUUCCUCAAAAAAACCUCAAGUCAUCGAUUAUUCAAGCGAGAAAAAAAGCAGUGCUUGUAUGUGUAAACGGGCGUAUGCCAAUAAAGGUAUCGUUGUGAGCAUACAGUUUGUGUGAAACGAAAACGGUUUCUUUAUUCAAUUUUCAGCGUCAGUUUGUUGAAUCAAAACGAAAUUGUAGAUAAUUUACAAAGAUGCCCGGCGGACGCAGAGGUUUGGUUGCACCACAAAACACAUUUCUCGAAAAUAUCAUUCGACGAUCCAAUUCACAACAGGAUAGUUCGUUCCUGUUGGCAAAUGCUCAAAUUGUUGAUUACCCUAUCGUCUAUUGCAAUGAGGCAUUUUGCAAGAUCAGUGGUUUCAGUCGUGCCGAAGUUAUGCAAAAAUCAUGCAGAUGUCAAUUCAUGUGUGGUGAAUUAACUGACAAAGAAACGAUAUCCCGUUUGGAUUAUACGCUGGAGAAUCAACUACAAGAUCAAUUUGAAGUGCUACUUUAUAAAAGCAACAAAACCCCAUUAUGGCUCCUGCUUCAGGUGGCACCGAUACGUAACGAAAGUAAUUUGGUUGUGCUGCUGUUGCUAACAUUUCGUGAUAUAACUGCCUUCAAGCAGAUUGAUGCCGAAGAUACAAAAAGUGGUUUAUCAAAAUUCGCAAAAUUGGCACGCUCGGUAACACGAAGUCGACAGUUUAGUUCACACGUUCCAAAUCUAAAGGACCCAUCAAAACAAUCGAAUUUGGCACAAAUGAUGUCAUUAACCGCUGAUGCUGUAAUGCCACAAUAUCGACAAGAAGCACCAAAAACACCGCCACAUAUUUUAUUGCACUAUUGUGCAUUCAAAGCAAUUUGGGAUUGGGUGAUACUUUGCUUAACUUUUUAUACCGCCAUCAUGGUACCAUAUAAUGUAGCCUUUAAAAAUAAAACCUCAGAGGAUGUUUCACUAUUAGUAGUUGAUUCUAUUGUAGAUGUAAUUUUCUUCAUAGAUAUUGUUUUGAACUUUCACACAACGUUUGUUGGUCCGGGCGGUGAGGUUGUUAGUGAUCCAAAAGUAAUACGAAUGAACUAUCUAAAGUCUUGGUUUAUCAUUGAUUUGCUCAGCUGUUUGCCUUAUGAUGUUUUCAAUGCUUUUGACCAUGAUGAAGAUGGAAUUGGCUCUUUGUUCAGUGCACUUAAAGUAGUUCGAUUGCUUCGCUUAGGUCGUGUUGUACGAAAAUUGGAUAGAUAUUUGGAAUAUGGGGCAGCAAUGUUAAUAUUACUAUUGUGUUUCUACAUGUUGGUCGCUCAUUGGUUGGCAUGCAUCUGGUAUUCAAUCGGACGAAGCGAUGCCGAGAAUGGCGUCCAAUACAGCUGGCUAUGGAAAUUGGCAAAUGUGACGCAAAGUCCAUACUCAUACGUUUGGUUGAAUGACACAAAUACACCCGAGAUCAUCAACGGGCCCAGCAAAAAAACAAUGUACGUGACUGCGCUCUACUUCACAAUGACAUGUAUGACGUCGGUUGGAUUUGGCAAUGUUGCAGCUGAAACCGAUAACGAACGCGUGUUUACCAUUUGUAUGAUGAUCAUUGCAGCUUUGCUCUACGCCACAAUUUUCGGUCAUGUGACAACAAUCAUUCAGCAAAUGACAUCUGCGACCGCAAAAUACCAUGAUAUGCUCAAUAAUGUGCGUGAAUUUAUGAAAUUACACGAGGUUCCAAAAGCGUUAAGUGAACGUGUUAUGGAUUAUGUUGUUUCAACGUGGGCAAUGACAAAAGGAUUGGACACGGAAAAGGUGUUGACCUAUUGUCCGAAAGAUAUGAAGGCCGACAUUUGUGUGCAUCUGAAUCGAAAGGUGUUCAAUGAGCACCCGGCAUUUAGGUUGGCGUCUGAUGGGUGUUUGCGUGCUCUGGCAAUGGACUUUACAAUGUCACAUUCGGCACCCGGUGACCUUUUAUAUCAUACUGGUGAAAGUAUUGACAGUUUAUGUUUCAUCGUGACCGGAUCGUUAGAAGUAAUUCAAGACGAUGAAGUUGUGGCCAUUUUAAGCAAAGGUGAUGUGUUUGGUGACCAAUUUUGGAAGAAUCAAGUUGUUGGACAAAGUGCAGCAAAUGUACGGGCGUUAACAUAUUGUGAUUUGCAUGCAAUCAAACGCGACAAAUUACUCGAAGUGUUGUCAUUUUACAAGUCAUUUGCGUUAAGUUUUUCACGAAAUUUAACACUAACUUAUAAUCUACGUCAUCGCCAAGUGUUUCGUAAAGUGGCCGAUGUGAAACGGGAAAAUGAAUUGGCCGAUCGAACAAAAGACGAACCAGUCGCACCCAAUCAAGAUCAUAUCGUACGAAAACUUUUCUCCAAAUUUCGUCGACAACCAACAACGCAAGGUUCACGUGACAGUGCAUCACAAAGUGAUGCCGAAAAAGGCGAAACACAAACUGAACGAACGAAACUUCCCGCCAAAUUAACACUCACAGAAGAUUCACGUAUCAUAAGUUCAGCUCCAUCACCAUGUCCAUCUCCAUCACCAGCGACCACAUCAGGACCACCGUCGGCACGUGGUGCAGGCGCAAGUAAAUGGGGCCGAAUAUUAGGUAGUUCUAGUGUUGAUUCGGCUAGUGAUACAUGUACAAAAAUAGCUGUGUCGAGAAGUCUGAGUGCAAGAGAAAGUUUGCGUGACACAGCCGGCCAAGGCAAACAAUCUAGUAGUUCGAGUAGUAAUGGCGGCCAAGGAAACAAAGUAUUUCCAAAGACGCAAAAAUUGCAACCGUCUCCGGCCGCAUUGGCAAGACAAGAUACCAUCGACGAAACAAAUGAGGAUUCGAAAUCAUUGCGAAGGCAAGCGCUCGAGCGGCAGGUUACCGAACGAGAAAGUUCAAGUGGGACACAACGUGAUCAGCUCGAAAAAGCAUCUUCCAUCGAACGCGAAACGAUGUCCGAAACAUAUGAUAAUGGUUUACGUGAACAAUCUAGUACAUUAGCCCAACGUGACUUAAUCGCAACGGUACUUGAUAUGAGAGUCGAUUCACGACUUGAAAUGCAAAAUAUGUCCAAGCGCAUCGGUCGACUAGAGGAUCUUCUCACCGAAUUAAUUAAAAGAUUAACAAAUGAUUCAUCUGAUUUGAGUACACCGGCCGAUGAAAAUAUUCCAAUGAUAACAACAACAUUCAUUGGCUCACCAACGACAGGCUCAACAUCACAAUCUACUAAUAUUAUCGUAACAAGUACUGCCAGCACAUCAGCGUCAUGUGGCAUUCCAGCGCCGCCGCCACCAUCAUCAUCAUCAUCUCCAGGUCUUGGACCAUUGUUGUUAAGAAAACGACGUUCAAAAAGUCGUCGAGCACCGGCACCACCAACACGGUCAGUAACUAGUCCGGCGUGUCCUGAACAAGCUCGACUACUCGACGAAGCUGAAGCAACCGCAAGCACUUCAACACCAACAUCAACAUCGGCAGCAGCGCGGAGACGUGAUUUUCUCUAGCCAAAAAUUUUGAUACGUCAUCAAACGGAUCAAGAUCAAAGUGAUCAUUAAUGCAUUUACCAUAAAAGAAUGGAUUAAAUGCAGCCAGUUUGCUUGACGUAUAUACAUCAAGAAUAUACAACUCAAUCGAUUUUGGAGAAGAAGCGAUACCAAUGACGGUCCUACAUUUAACUAUUGUAUUUAAAAUUGAAAUGCAAGUGAUUUGUAUCAUAUGUUAUAUGUUAAAUUCAUGUGCAAUCGACUCAUUGUUUUAUGUCCACUCACACAUACACACACACACACACAUAACAUAAACCUUUUGGAGCAAGUGCAUAGAAACAUCACAGAACACGUAUUCAUUAUUACCUCUUCCUUUUCACGUCAAAAAAACUGACGUCUAAAAUCAAUAUUCAUUUGUAUUUAAACUGAGAAGAGAUGUGUCUCAUAGUCAUCGGUUUUUAUGCAUAUGUGCAAAAAAGCAUGCAUUAUAGCUGCUAUUCACAAUUGAUUAAGCAAACCAUUGUUUCGAUAAAAUACAAUCACACCAACAAAUUAUUCAUCAAAUUCGUACUAAUAACACAAAACUGUUUUCGAUAGAAUAAUUGAGAGCAAGCAAACAAACUUGCAACUAAUUACAAAAAUGCUACUAGCAUCGCAAAAAAACCAACAAUUAUUACAUGAACAAAAAAACACGUAUUAGGCAAUAAGUAUUAGUUAAUAUAUUGUGUAUUCAGAGAAUGAAAAAAAAUAUAUUCGCGCUGACUUCUAACUUUGACUAUCAUAUACCAUUAUCAUCAACAUCACACAUACAUUUCAAAUCAAUUCAAGCGAGCUUUUCCAACAAACUUAACGACAUAAAUUAAGAUUAAUGAAAAGAGAUAUGGAAUUGAAUAAAAUUAAAUGUCCUUUUUUGUCGAUUGAAAAAAUAAGAGAAGACUACACACACACACUAAACACUAAAGGCGUAAGGAUAAGAGAAGAUACUUCACAUUGUCGAGAUCGAGAUUUCGAACUUCAGCUUACCUAUUCGCAUGCAAGGUGAUGAACAUCUUGACACAUUUCUAACAAGCAAUAACUAUAUUUCUUAUUAAUAUAUUUCUUAUUGAAUCUAAGAAACAUUUGGCCUUUUUAGCCUAUUUAAUUUUCACAUGCUAGCCAUCAAACAACCAAAUUGAUUGGCACACACUUGCAAAUCUAAUCUAUCGUCAUGUAUAGUGAGAAUUAUGAUGUAAAUUCUAUUAGAACAUUGGCGCUGUAGUAACUAGAGAUUGACAUUUGCAUUUCGAAAUUAGCACAAUUUCUUCAUAAAAGAAAUCUCAAUCAAAAAUAAUUAAUAUUAAACGACCAAAGCAAAUGAAAUCGAAAGCGAUAAGAUACAAGAAAUUGCAUAUAUAUUUUGAAUUUGUGCAUUUUUUUUGUGAACGAAAUUAAUGUUUGUUUUUCUUUUGUCGUUGUAAACAUUUUUUGGUUUGUCGGCCACAACAUAGAAUCGAUCUGAACAACUUAAAUUGAUUAAAAUGUGACACACACACACACAAAAUGCACUGAGAUAGAAUGAAAUCUAAAGAAACAGGUUGUAUAAAUAAGUCAUAGAAAACGAGCCAAUGAAAACAAUUUUCAAUAAAUUGGAAAAUUGUUUAAUCAAUCGAUCGACAUCGGUGUGUAUGUCGUAUCGUGCACAUCAAAAAAAAAUAUUUGUAAAUAAAAUGGAUAAAAUUCAUACUAAAUAAGCUGUUACUAACAAUAAAUUUUAUCUAUAGAAAAAAACGGUGAACAUUUCACAUCAAAAGACAAACAAACACUAAAUAAGCUUUAGUCAAUAUAACUAAUGUUGAUUUCAUCAGUUUCAUUUCUUCUUAUUUUUCGGUUAAAUACACUAUAUUUUUUACUGUUUUUGCGUUCAAAUAUUAUUCCUGUAGAGUGAUAAAACUGCUGAAUAAUCUAUCAGCGAAAAUGAGAAGAAGAGUAAACAAAGCGUGAUAUUAGAAAAUUUGGUUUAUAAGUUGCAAUUAAAUUUAUUCAACGAAGAAAAGUUUUGUGAACGAAAAUGAAGUUUUAACGACUCGAUUAUUUACACACUGUAUAAUGAUGCAUCAGCAGUGUUUCGUUAUCACAUGAUACAUUGCGCCCAAUGAUAUUGUUACGAGAACGGCUGUCUUUAUGCCAUAAGAAAACUACACAAAAAGUGUACUCAUCAUAAAUUAUGAUUCAUAUGUGGUUUAUUCCAUUUUAUCAAAAUAUUUGUUUUUUGUUAUUAUUAUAUUUGCGCGCACAUCGCACAUACUUUCAACAACAAAUAAAAAACAUCUAUGUAUUAUUAAAUAUGUGUCUCGGUAUAAUAAUAGUAAUGACUUUGCGAUGCAUUCAUGUGUGUCUAUAUCGUAAAGGAGUUUAUAACAUAAAAAAAAUAAUAAAACAGCGAUAUAAGGAGUACUAGUUUAGGAUCUACAUUUCCAAAUUUUGUCGACGAAGUGAUAAAAAAAAACACUCUUCCUCCAAUAUUAUUACAUCGCAUAUUCUAAAAUCAAACUUUCGGCCAAAAUGUUGGUUCUUUUUAAACGAAAAAAAAAGCAAUAAAUAAUUUUCUAAUUUAAUGACAGACUCGCGCGAUUUAAUUUUUAUUCUAAAAGGUAGUUGAAUUGUAGAGAAGAAUCACAAAAAAACAAUAAAUGGUAAACCAUGUUCAUUAAAAUGAUACGCCUUAAAAGUUAAUCCAAAAUUUGGCUUAAUGCACUUCCCACCCACUUGCUUUGAUUACCGACACCUCCAUUAUUAUCACCACUACACACAGUCUGAAUUGCUUUUACUCUCCAUUUUUAUGAUGAACAACAACAACAAUAACAAAAAAGAGGAAUUUCUCGAUCGAGCCACUUACAUCGCAUAUUCUAAUUUAAAGAAGAUGAAAAAAAAACUGUCAUUAGCUUGUUUCGUACUCAUAUCUAAAAAUGGCUUUAUAAAUAAAUUGUCGAAGGCAUUUCCGACAAAAAUUAAAAUAGAAAAUAAAAAAUCUUGUUGAAGUGGCCGUCUCAAUACAUAUUAUAUAAAAAAGAGUAUUCAACAUGAAUUUGUCCGAAUUUGUCAUCCCGUUGUGGAUUUGUUGAAAACACAGAAAAAUAUGUUUUAUGUAUAUAAUAAAAUCGAUUCACAUUCAUUCAUACACUCACCAGCACAUUCAAUGAAUGGCAAUGAAGUCACAUUUUUUGGCUUCAAUCAUCAUUAAUAUUCAUGUUGUUCAUUCCAAAUGUUUAAAAUGCAAUGUGAAUUUUGAAAAUGAAAAUUAAAAAAAAAACUUUGUAAAUAGCAAUCAAUUAAUUCUAUUAAUAAUAAUAACAAUGAAAAGAAGAAAACCCGACACGUUUAGAUAAAAAAAAAUAUUUUUCCGUAGAAUAUAUCACACCAUAAGUUAUUAUACACUCACACACAUUUCUUUUCGUAUAUAUUUUGUUAAUUCUCAUCUAUAUAUAGUUUAUUAUAAUGAAUUUUUAACUUGAAUUAUUUCAGCGAAUGAAAAAAUGUAAUAAUCCGCUUUUUUCUCAAUUAUGUUUAGAUUAACUAUUUAUCGCAAAAUUUUUAUUCAUACUUUUAUCAUACAACAUGCAUUGCCAACACGCAAUUAGGAAAAGCCUUUGAAGCCAAUUUAAUCAAGACUUUAUUUUCGAUUUAAAUUCAUAUUAAUUCAUGUUUAAUUUGCGUAAAAUUUUAUGGCUUAUGCAAAAAAAAACAAACCAUUUUUAAUUUCUUUAAAUCAAUUGUUUAUUAGAUUCCAUGCUAAAACAAAAUUUAUGAAAAGAACAAAAAAAAA
This is a messenger RNA of Contarinia nasturtii (swede midge), 9513 nucleotides long. It is a transcript of the gene eag, whose product is annotated as potassium voltage-gated channel protein eag. The transcript is spliced from 22 exons. Gene Ontology annotation, molecular function: voltage-gated potassium channel activity. Gene Ontology annotation, cellular component: membrane. The record is from RefSeq and is a predicted model, not a curated record. Bases 2478 to 5732 code for a protein of 1084 amino acids. Gene Ontology annotation, biological process: potassium ion transmembrane transport; regulation of membrane potential. NCBI's taxonomy places the organism in Eukaryota, Metazoa, Arthropoda, Insecta, Diptera, Cecidomyiidae.